This is a messenger RNA of Toxotes jaculatrix (banded archerfish), 593 nucleotides long. Its product is annotated as protein S100-A1-like. The transcript has 3 exons. Gene Ontology annotation, molecular function: calcium ion binding; transition metal ion binding. The coding region runs from base 3 to 440 and encodes 145 amino acids. The record is from RefSeq and is a predicted model, not a curated record. Lineage: Eukaryota; Metazoa; Chordata; Actinopteri; Toxotidae.
ACAUGUGUGUGUCCAUGUUUCUCAGACAUUGUGUGUCUGCAUUUAUAAAGAGAGGAUUUCUCCAUCAGUCUGACAUCGCUCUGAUUUGGGACCAAGCUGGUGGCACGGACGUGAUCUCUCUUCACCUGUCUUUUUCUCCAGUUACAACCAUGGCUCGUAUGGAAGAGACCAUUAAAAACAUUGUGGAUAUGUUUUUGGAGUACGCUGACGGUGAUGGGAAGUUAAACAAAGAGGAGUUAAAGAAGCUGAUGGAGAAAGAAAUUCAAAACCCUGAGCUUAAAGCUAAAAUCAGUGCAGCUCACUUCGACAAGGCCAUGGGGAGAAUGGACAGGAACCAUGACGGAGAGAUCAACUUCAGAGAGUUUGUUAUGUGCGUGUCUUUCAUGGCCAAAUGCUGCUACCACAAGAGGACAGGCAAGGGGAAAGAAGAUGAAGAUUAAUCUGAAGAACGAUGGCAAAUGUGACACAAGCUACAUGGACAACAGAAGCUACACAAUGUGACUUUCACUGUCUCUGUAAACUGGUUUUCAACAUUAUGUCCUUUCAAUAGUGUUUGAGAAUGAAUAAAAAUGUUAUUGGCUUCUUUACCUGUU